Messenger RNA from Dama dama (fallow deer), 1595 nucleotides. It is a transcript of the gene KCNF1, whose product is annotated as potassium voltage-gated channel modifier subfamily F member 1. Gene Ontology annotation, molecular function: voltage-gated potassium channel activity. Gene Ontology annotation, biological process: protein homooligomerization; potassium ion transmembrane transport. The coding region runs from base 1 to 1488 and encodes 495 amino acids. The transcript has a single exon. Gene Ontology annotation, cellular component: voltage-gated potassium channel complex; membrane. The record is from RefSeq and is a predicted model, not a curated record. NCBI's taxonomy places the organism in Eukaryota, Metazoa, Chordata, Mammalia, Artiodactyla, Cervidae.
AUGGACGGGACCGGGGAGCGCAGCCUCCCGGAGCCGGGCAGCCAGGACUCCCGGGCGGGCGACGACAUCGAGAUCGUGGUCAACGUGGGGGGCGUGCGGCAGGUGCUGUACGGAGACCUCCUGAGCCGGUACCCCGAGACCCGGCUGGCCGAGCUCAUCCACUGCUUGGCCGGGGGCUACGACACCAUCUUCUCCCUGUGCGACGACUACGACCCCGGGAAGCGCGAGUUCUACUUCGACAGGGACCCGGACGCCUUCAAAUGUGUCAUUGAGGUCUACUACUUCGGAGAGGUGCACAUGAAGAAGGGCAUCUGUCCCAUCUGCUUCAAGAACGAGAUGGACUUCUGGAAGGUGGACCUCAAGUUCCUAGACGACUGCUGCAAGAGCCAUCUGAGCGAGAAGCGCGAGGAGCUGGAGGAGAUUGCGCGCCGCGUGCAGCUCAUCCUGGACGACCUGGGCGUGGACACGGCCGAGGGCCGCUGGCGCCGCUGCCAGAAGUGCGUCUGGAAAUUCCUGGAGAAGCCCGAGUCUUCGUGUCCGGCGCGCGUGGUGGCCGUGCUGUCCUUCCUGCUCAUCCUGGUCUCGUCGGUGGUCAUGUGCAUGGGCACCAUCCCAGAGCUGCAGGUCCUGGACGCCGAGGGCAACCGCGUGGAGCACCCGACGCUGGAGAACGUGGAGACGGCGUGCAUCGGCUGGUUCACGCUGGAGUACCUGCUGCGCCUCUUCUCUUCGCCCAACAAGCUGCACUUCGCCCUGUCCUUCAUGAACAUCGUGGAUGUGCUGGCCAUCCUUCCGUUCUACGUGAGUCUCACGCUCACGCACCUGGGCGCCCGCAUGAUGGAGCUGACCAACGUGCAGCAGGCGGUACAGGCCCUGCGGAUCAUGCGCAUCGCCCGCAUCUUCAAGCUGGCGCGCCACUCCUCCGGGCUGCAGACCCUCACUUACGCCCUCAAGCGCAGCUUCAAGGAACUGGGGCUGCUGCUCAUGUACCUGGCCGUUGGCAUCUUCGUCUUCUCCGCCCUGGGCUACACCAUGGAGCAGAGCCACCCGGAAACCCUAUUUAAGAGCAUCCCCCAGUCCUUCUGGUGGGCCAUCAUCACCAUGACCACGGUGGGCUACGGUGACAUCUACCCCAAGACCACCCUGGGCAAGCUCAAUGCGGCCAUCAGCUUCCUGUGUGGGGUCAUUGCCAUUGCCCUGCCCAUUCAUCCCAUCAUCAACAACUUUGUCAGAUACUACAACAAGCAGCGAGUCCUGGAGACGGCGGCCAGGCACGAGCUGGAGCUGAUGGAGCUCAACUCCGGCACUUCCGGGGAGGGCAAGGCAGGGGGCUCCCGCGGCGACCUGGACCACCUCCCGCCGCCGGAGCCCGCCGGGAAGGAGGGCCCGAGCUGGAGCAGCCGGCUGAAGCUGUCCCACAGCGACACCUUCAUCCCGCUGCUGACCGAGGAGAAGCACCAUAGGACCCGGCUCCAGAGCUGCAAGUGAUGGGGGCCGACCCGGGCACAGACAGGCCGGCCAGUGGAGAGAUGGAUGGACCGGUGUGACGGGACUGUCCAUGACUGCCCGGGAGGGGCUGUCCUUUGUCCCCCCGC